This is a messenger RNA of Manihot esculenta (cassava), 1149 nucleotides long. RefSeq names its product fibrous sheath CABYR-binding protein-like. The transcript is spliced from 5 exons. The record is from RefSeq and is a predicted model, not a curated record. NCBI's taxonomy places the organism in Eukaryota, Viridiplantae, Streptophyta, Magnoliopsida, Malpighiales, Euphorbiaceae. The coding region runs from base 1 to 1149 and encodes 382 amino acids.
AUGGCUGAAAACGUGGCACCACCUGCUGUAGAUGCUGAACAUGCUGUCCGUGAGGAAAUACCUCAAGGAAAUCCAGCCGUAAGGGCCCCAGAGCCAAGAAUAAGAACCAUGGGAGAAUGGGCAGCCCCAACAGAAAGGAGAUACAUCGAUGUAGCCUGUAGGGGAUCCAUCAAGGACAAGACACCUGGAGAGAUGAGGGAGCUGAUCUCCACUCUUGCAGCCUCAUCUAGGCAAUAUGGGGAGGAAAAGCAGAUGCAAAGAGGGAUCCAUGAGAUCGGGGAAUUGGCCUCCGCAAUGAACAGAUCUGGCAUUCAAGGUAAGUUACCUUCUCAAACAGAAGACAAUCCUAGAGAGAAUGUGAAUGCUAUAACACUGAGAAGUGGGAAGGAGCUCCAACAUGCCAAGACAGAUGAGCCAGAAACCAUUCCUGCGCAAGAAUCAGAGGUUUCGGCUGAAACCACCCCUGCGCAACAUCCACCUGAGCCAGCUAGCCAUCCUCCUGCGCAAACUGAAGCACCUUCUGCGCAAAAGGAUGACCCCCAGAUUUUUAAUGAGAAUCAUGCUGAUGUGCUAAACCGUGACUUUUGCAGGGAAUCUGAUCUGAAAAAUGAAGAGUCAGAAUUGACAGAAACCGUCUGCAGCAUUCAAGAGCUGAGCUGCAAACCACUGCAGGAAGAACAGGUGGAAAUCGCACCACUCCAGAAAGGACUGCAGGACCAAUCGCAGAAGACCUUUCAGCUUCCGCAGAAAGGCAUCCUUAGGCCGCCGAACUCCUCAAUGCCUCAAUCGGCGCCUCCUGAGCCACUUCCGCAACAUCUUCUGCCUCCAGCUCCAGCGCAAAUGGUUCAUGAACAAACAGAAUCCCCUUCACAACAAAUUCUGAAGUCUGAAGAGAGUGAGAAUGACCUCUAUGAGCAGGUCCACCACACCCAGGAUGAUGAACCAUGGUACGCAGAUAUUGUAAACUACCUUGCUACAGGCAUGGAGUUCCCAAGGCAAUCAUCAGUGACAGAGGCACCCACUUUUGCAACAAGGUCAUUGCAAAUCUUCUCAAGAAGCACAAUGUGGUGCACAGAACAUCCACCGCAUAUCAUCCGCAGACUAAUGGACAAGCUGAAGUGUCCAACAGAGAGAUCAAAGCCAUUCUAG